Molecule: messenger RNA, 1443 nt
Organism: Benincasa hispida (wax gourd)
Lineage: Eukaryota; Viridiplantae; Streptophyta; Magnoliopsida; Cucurbitales; Cucurbitaceae
Gene: TIC20-I
Product: translocon at the inner envelope membrane of chloroplasts 20
Source: RefSeq, a predicted model, not a curated record
AUUUCAAGAAAUAAAAAUAAAAGUAAAAAGUCCAAAGAAAACCCUAUCCUUCCCUUCUCUGCCGUUGGUCCUCCGAAAAACCGCACCAGCACUUGACUCCGGCACAGCUGCCUGCGGGCUUGAAGGUUGUGCGACGAGGUCCACAGUCUGCACCGCCCGUUUCUAGCUAUCGGAGAUUUCAGCAACAUUCGGCAGCAACCCACAACCCGAAUGGCCUCAAAUCUGGUUCCCCAUAACCUGUAGAAGUCAGGUUCGAAUUGCGCGAUUCAAGUUUAAGGUUGACAUUGGGUUUCUGUGACUUGUGAGAAGCACGAAUCCAUGAUGUUGUGAUAUAUGUUCUAUGCUGUUGAAAUUUUAAGGUAACUUAGAUAUGAUUCUCAAUGGAUGCACCACACCCACUGGGUGCUUCUUCUCAAAUUCCAAGUUAUCUAUUCCUGGCCGUUCUGCCAUCUCACGUAGUCCUCAUUGCAGUAUGCAAACUGCUAGCAUUAGGAGUUCAUGGGAACCUCGUUUAGAGCAUCAGACAUGUUACUAUAGAGGUCUCUUACCCUUAAAACUACGUGCUGCAUCUUCCCCUCUCUUAAGCGGGGAUCUAGGUGGCUUGCUACAUAUGAUCCCAAGGUUACCAAGGCAAAAAAAGAUUGGCAUGACAACACCACAGGCAGCCAAAGAUGUCCCUACGAGUUUUCGUUUCCCUCCAAUGACCACAAAACCAAAAUGGUGGUGGAGGACAUUAGCAUGCCUACCCUAUCUAAUGCCCCUUCACGAAACUUGGAUGUAUGCCGAAACAGCAUACCACCUCCACCCGUUCCUGGAGGAAUUUGAACUCUUCACAUACCCCUUUCUCGGAGCCAUUGGGAGACUACCAAGUUGGUUCUUGAUGGCAUAUUUUUUCGUUGCCUAUCUAGGAGUUGUAAGACGGAAGGAAUGGCCUCAUUUCUUUAGAUUUCACGUUGUUAUGGGCAUGUUGUUGGAGAUUGCCCUGCAAGUGAUUGGUACAGUGAGUCGUUGGAUGCCCCUUGCAGUCUAUUGGGGUAAAUUAGGGAUGCACUUUUGGACAGCCGUAGCAUUUGCUUACCUGUUCACGGUCUUGGAAUCCAUACGCUGUGCUCUUGCAGGCAUGUAUGCCGAUGUCCCCUUUGUCUGCGAUGCAGCCUACAUCCAAAUACCAUAUGAUUAAGAAACUCUUCGGUUUAUAGUCGCAGUGAGAGUAGAAUGCGAUGUAGACAUGUAAUUUUGCUUCUGCCUUUGUAAAGUGCAGUCGGAAUUGAACAUCGAACAUUCUGAACUCUGUUGACAUUUCCUUUAGUUAGUCUUUUGCAAAACAUGUAUCUUUGUCUAUGUAGAAACUGAGGAUUUUGUAUGGAAGAAGAGCUUGUGGGCGAAGUAAAGAAGGAAACUCAUCCUCACUGCCUUUUGAGUGCAAGUGUCUGUUCACUUUAA